This is a messenger RNA of Meleagris gallopavo (turkey), 3172 nucleotides long. Lineage: Eukaryota; Metazoa; Chordata; Aves; Galliformes; Phasianidae. The record is from RefSeq and is a predicted model, not a curated record.
CCUCAGCAGGGCAGCGUGUAACUUUCCAUCAGUUGGUCUCUUUUGUUCAGGCAUCAUCCACCAAACACAUGCAGGAUCACACAAUUUAAGUAAUUACUUAAAAUACUUAAGUAGGACCAACAGAUUCCUGGGCUUAAUGGUAAUAUGUUUACCACUCCUGGUUAUAAACAAAACCCAGCUGACAAGUCUUAGCUGGCCAGGACAUUUUCAGUAUGAUGGUGAAACCUUUGGGCUGAGAGUAACGUGUGGUACUGAGGGAAUGCUGGAAGGUGCAAGGCUCCGAGCGGUCACAAGAAUGCACUGAAAAGCACUGAUGUGCUGUACAGUGGUUGUGUGACCGAGAGCGUCAGCGCUGAGAUUGCUCUUGUCCUGCAGAGGGGGGCAAUACCGCUUUGUCUUAUUGAGGAAAGGAAAUACAGAUCUGCUUUGGUACGUUUUUAAAAACGUUUGAAGGGAAGAUCAACCAUGUGGAGUUUUCUCUUACAGCUCUGGCAGGAGUAGAGCGUGCAACAGCAGCGUGAGCCGCCUGAAGAACUUUGAAACGUCUCAAAUGGACUAAAACAGCGAUAUUCCCAAUAAGUGCAGAGGUUGCUGUUAUUUGGUAGAUACAGUAGCAGGAGAUCCAGAGGUUCUGCAAGCAGAUGCUGAAACAUACUAUGAAAAACUGUUGAAGCAGUCGUCAUCUGCUCCUGAUUUUUUUUCCAUCCCUGGAGGAGAAAAGAUAAGCUGCCCAGGCGCUGCCCUAACGCUUUGGUACUGCCUGUACCCUGAGGCUUAAUUCAUUGUUUGCAAAACACCGCAAGUACUCAGCUGGACUGUGCUGUUAAACUUGAAGAUUCCUGUGUGUGUUUUGUACCCCUCUACCGAAAUAGUCCUUCUUGCAAAAUGUUGCUGUUAACUGAUCCACAGGAUAAAGAGACAGUUUUGGCACUUUAUAUGAACCAGCGAUGGUGGCCUGUUGAAGAUGUUGUAAAAACUGCUGACCCUUCUAGAGAUGGGUUGAUUUCGGUCCAGACGUUUGGAGAAAGGAUUGUCCUCUUUGUUCUAAACUACAUUAUUUUCGGAAUGCCAGAAGGGAAUUCAGCUAAUGAUGCAUUCUUUCUACCUCACUCUGCCACUGAGUGUGCCAAAAUACUCUGGAGAAAUGGCGAGGCUGUUGCCUUUUACUCAGUGAAGAUGAAAGGGAGUCUAUGUGAUGGUACUACCAGUCAGUGUUACUUGCUGCCAGUUUUGGAUACUAUAUUUGUCCAGAGAAAGUAUAGAAGAGGCGGCCUAGGGAUGAAAAUGCUGCAUGAUUUCUGUCAGUCUUUCAAGACUGAGGAUGCCUUGGGGAUCAGCUGCCCUAUUUCUGCUGCCAUGUAUCAAGUUUGCCUGAAAUACUUGCAGACUUACCCCGAGGAGCAGAAGCGACUCUGGGAGGUGGAAGCACCAGGAGAUUGGAGCCAGCGAGUGAAUAUCUGGUUAAAAAUUCAGAUGGAGUCAUCCCUUUCAGGAAUACCAUUCUUGGAUGGAAGCAAAAACAUUUUCAUUAUGGCUUUUGGAAGAUUGAACGUUCUCUCCUACAAGGGCAUGGAAUACAUUCUUGAUGUUGAGAAAGAAGCAGGAGGUACCACAGGAAAAUAAAUAAAUGAACAAAGAAGAUGACAUAGCAAGCAGUAAAAGGACUCUAAACUCACUGAGUCCUGAGCGGCAGGACAUAGAACAAGGUGGAGGCAAUAGUCAUCAAUGCAAAGGAUCCAGAAGAGGAGCAGAUCCUGGGGAUGUUGUUGGAGACAAGGCUGUCAAAUGAUUCAGAAUUAUACCAUAACUGCACUCUAAAAAUGCAGCAAAAUCUCAGUCUAGUUUUAAAAAAAAAAAUGUAAUCGAGUGUGCAUAAUUUGUAACACCAGAUAAAUUUUUUUUCAGGAAGAUGUAAUUUUUUUUGCAAGGAGCAUGUUCUCUGUCUUGUGUUUUGUUUUAAUAAAGCUUUUCUUUAGUGAUUGUCUUUUCAUUUUUUUUCUUACCAAGUGAUUGAGCCUAGUUAUUUCCCUGCUCAGGAAAGAUUUUAAUGGAUUGCAUGAGAUGACCAAAAGGGAAUAAUUGGAGGGCUCGCAGAUUCUGAUGUAAGAAGAUAUUUCUAUGGAAACCACAUCCUGCAUUAUGGAAGAGAGAUACCGCAACACACAUUGGUAUCAGAAUGACAGCUGUAACCUUCCUUUCAAAGUGAACAAUUGAUGUUUCAAUUGCUUUCAUUUGAGCUUUUCUAGCAGAAAAAUCUGCCUUAAACCCUGUGGUGGACAGGAGGUUAUGCAAACUCCAUUAAUGCAGAAAAAGUUCAGUACACAGAAGAAGGCGAGCUAUAGGCCUUAAGCUGCCUUUAAAUUCAGACACUGUGAUCAUUCUGUGAGCAAUUUUAGAGUGUAGCACUUUGUGUAGAUUAUAUAUUGCAUGUUUCAUUUCAGGUAGGAUCUUUUUUUUAAUUUAAUUAACAUAGAAGUGUAACAUGUUUCACCAGAUUACUUGGGUCACGGCUCGAUGAAGAAAUCUUGUUCACUGAAAACUGAUUCUGUAUUAAAUUCUUUUUAGUGAAAAAUUUCUAAUGCUUGAAUAUGGUAUUAAUAAUUGAAAGUGAAUUCUUAAGAAUCAGGUCUUUAGUCUUGUGAGGAAUUCUCUGCAAAGAGAUGAGCCCAGUGGUGAGCAGCACCAGAGUCUUGAGGAACCUGAAUAGAUUUAGCAGCCUGAAUUCUUAAAUGGAUGUCUUGGAAGAAGAAGAGGUAGCUAUUUCUUUCCAGAAACAAAUCCAGUAUUGCCAGGGAGGCUCUGUUCCUAGGGCUCUUUUGUCUCAAAGAGAAUAAGAGGAUACAGUUAGGACUAACUGAAUCUUCAGGUUGAUAGUCUACAGGCUACAGAGGAGUACAGACUUGCUCUUCAUUCUUUCAGAAAUGUGGGCUUAUGGAACAAUUAGUCUGAGUAUUUAUUUGUUUAUUAAUUUUUGUUGAUAUUUGUGCUCUAAUGUAUCUGAUUCAUUUAGAAGCUUGGAUCUUGACACUACAUGGAUUUUAAGGCUAGAAAUUUCAUUAUGUUCAUCAAUCUUGAUGUUUUACAUAUUGUAAGCCAGACAGUUUUAUGCAUUGUUGCUGUAUCAAAAAUGAUUGGUUUUGGUUGAAAUAUAGCCCAUUUUAUAGAAAGAUGA